AUGCGAUUCACUGGAAAAUUGGGACCGCGUGUUGGGAAAGGUCGACUUGCCUGCAAUAACACCGUAUCCCGAGCAACAAAUAAUACACCAAGUCAGUUAUUAUUCGGAAUUGACCAAAUUGGUGAAACUAAUGAUUGUAUUAGAUUAAUAUUCGGUCGAUCAAUUAACAAAAGUGUUAACAAAAAGUUUAUUCCUAAGUUUAAGGGGCCGUAUGUUCUCAAAAAAAUACUUAAUUGUGACAGAUACGUUAUUGAAGAUUCAGAUGGGUUUCAGGUUACACAGUUACCUUAUAAUGGUAGCACCGGAUAA
Messenger RNA from Cylas formicarius (sweet potato weevil), 309 nucleotides. RefSeq lists its product as uncharacterized. Lineage: Eukaryota; Metazoa; Arthropoda; Insecta; Coleoptera; Brentidae. The transcript has 3 exons. The coding region runs from base 1 to 309 and encodes 102 amino acids. The record is from RefSeq and is a predicted model, not a curated record.